Messenger RNA from Meloidogyne enterolobii, 963 nucleotides. The record is from the annotation of a GenBank genome assembly. NCBI's taxonomy places the organism in Eukaryota, Metazoa, Nematoda, Chromadorea, Rhabditida, Meloidogynidae.
AUGAAAGUUUUUAUUUUAAUUUUUUUGUUUGUCUCAUACGUUAAAUCGGCCCACAAGGCUUCUUCAUAUAACAAAGAAUUUGUCAUGUCUAGUCCCAAAAUCGCCCCCUUGAAAGAAGCCAACAUCCCUCCAACUAAGGCAUUGGCUGGUCCUAGUUCCGAAAGUUCUUCGAAACAAAAUCGACCGCCGAUUGCGGAAAAAGAAUACAGUAUCAACGAUUUGAUAGUUGAAUUCGAUGUUCACAUCGAUGUUCAACAAGCCUGUUUGGAAAGCACAAAAUUUCUUUCAGAUUUACUCGGAAAUCAACAAAGUGAAUUCCAAAACAAAGAAAAUAAAUUACAGUUAAAAAAUAAAGUGUUAUUAAAAUUGUUCGAGGCUUCAGAAGCUGGAGUAGAAGAACUCAAAGAGUUAAUUAAACAAUUUGAGGAGGAAUUAUACAAAAAGGGAUUAUUUAAAAAAUUAGAGGACGAGUUGGAAUACAAGACAAUCUAUUACAAAAAUAAAGGGAAAAAAUUGAAAGAGGCUGACAUUUUUAAUUGUUUACCCGAACAACUUUUCCUAGAUUCACUUCCAGGGUUGUUACGUGUUGAUUUAAUGGAUGAAGAUUGGAUUGAAAGAAGGGCCAGACUUUUUAAAAAUUUUUUGAAGACUAAAAGGAAUGAAGAAAAAGAGGAGGAGGAGAAGCAAGCAGAAACGGAGAAUCAACCAAAAACUGCAAACAAAUGGAAAAAAGCUGUGACUUUUGCUUUAAAAAAUAAAGCAUCCCCUAAAGAUUCGCUAAGAAACAUAAUACAUAGUCUGAUUAAAUUAAGAGAUGUUUGUAUUAUUUUUAAUGAGAGAAAUGUUGAGGAUCUUUUACUGACAAAAAAGGAUUCAUUUUAUUAUAAUAUUGAAGAAAGAAAGAAUCUUCGGAAGUUAAAUAGGUAUUUAUAUCUUGAGGACACUUUGAUUUUGGAAAUUUAA